AUAAGAACAUUUGGCGCCGUCAUAUUAUUGUUCGUUGUGCAACCAUAGUAUCUAUAUCCGUGACGUGUACUGCGGAUUUUCAAUGUCGUUAUCUUAAUAACGAAUCAUAACCUUUGUCCAUGAACAUUAGAGAAACAUUCUCUAAUGUUCAUGCCUUUGUCCUUUACUGAUUUUGCCCAAAUCGUGUUUGCGAUAACACACGUCUAUUGUCAAUAAUAUUUUCAUCAUUAAACAUUGUUUUUCAUCGCCAGUUGUUAAUAUUGUUACAGUGAACUCGGGCGGUUCAUCGUUUUAUCGGUACUUAUUCUUAAGUGUAUUGAGUGAUCAUUUCGAGUUUUCGUUAACUUACGCGUAGAACAAGUACUCGACUGUACGUUUGAAGCGGACGUCGUCGGACGCCAAAAAAAUGUACAAACUACCCAGCCUGGCGAAAAUGGCGUACUACGCGUGCGACAACAUCGACCGUGACAAGUUUGACUUGCUGGACGCGCCGGACGUCGAUAUGCGAAAUUGUUGCGAGUCGCUCUUAGAAUUAUUCAAAGUCGACAAAGACCAAGACGAGCGCAACGAUAGGCAGACAAUGUUUAGGCGGUCUCGGUUCGCCGUCAAUGACGAUAAUAUAUUUAAACACAUAUGCGAGAAGGCAGCGUUCAACGGGCACAUCGAUUGUCUGAAACUAGCACACGAGAUUGGCGUCCCUUGGGACACCGUGCCUGGAUUGGCCGAUUUCAGAGGUAAAGCGUGUGAUCUGGCGGCGAAAGCCGGCAAUCUGGAAUGUCUAAGGUACGCCUUUGAGAACGGGUGCCCUUGGGAUGAGGAGACGUGCAGCAACGCUGCGUUGAACGGUCACCUGGAGUGCCUCACUUACGCAUGGGAAAACGGGUGUCCUUGGGACGAGCAGACGUGCAACAGCGCCGCGUUGAACGGUCACCUGGAUUGCCUGAAAUACGCACGGGAAAACGGGUGUCCCUGGUACGAGAAAACGUGCCAAAACGCCGCAAUUGGCGGUCACCUGGAGUGCCUCGCUUAUCGUACUGGA
Acyrthosiphon pisum (pea aphid) is the source of this 1039-nucleotide messenger RNA. RefSeq lists its product as uncharacterized. The record is from RefSeq and is a predicted model, not a curated record. The annotation marks the transcript as partial. Lineage: Eukaryota; Metazoa; Arthropoda; Insecta; Hemiptera; Aphididae. The transcript has a single exon.